Messenger RNA from Trichoplusia ni (cabbage looper), 1342 nucleotides. Its product is annotated as protein takeout-like. Lineage: Eukaryota; Metazoa; Arthropoda; Insecta; Lepidoptera; Noctuidae. The record is from RefSeq and is a predicted model, not a curated record. Bases 444 to 1223 code for a protein of 259 amino acids. The transcript has 5 exons.
GAGCCACAAAUAGCCACAGUACCAUACAGCAAAACAACCUUAUUCCUAUAAUUUCGUCCUGACGCAUAGAGUUAGUAAAUAGCUCGAAGGCGGUGGGGAGUCCACUCAGGGAUGUCGAAAAUCUUGAGCGAAUAAAACACAUAGCUCCUUGCUUUCACCUCAAACAAAAUGAUUCGCGCGCCCGCCCGUCCACCAUCGAAGCGCGAGCCUAUUGCUAACUAAAACCGUCGAACAACGGACGCGGGCAAAUUUAAAAAUCGAACGUAAAAAAUAAGCCACUAUUUAAAUAAAAUAAAACAAAAAUAUUUAAUAAAUAAGUGAGUUUAGAAAAUCGAACGUUCAGUGAAAAAUGGAUUGUUUGAAGCAGUAAAAAAGUUUCGGAUUUUAUUUUUUUGUAAAUUCAUUUUGUUAGUUUUUAAUUUAGAAAUUAAUUAUUAACAAAAAUGAAAAUGGCCGACCGUUGUGUAUUGUCGCUGUUGAUGUUAUGUUUGACUGUAAUAUGCCACACUGGAGAAGCUGCGGAAAACGAAAAUGCUACGCCUAUCCCUGAAUACAUCAUACCGUGCAGUCAAAGCGAUCCUCACCUAGACAACUGCAUCAAGAACUCGUUCAACCACCUGCGGCCAUACCUGUCCCGCGGUAUCCCAGAACUUGGGGUACCUCCUGUGGAGCCGCUCUUCAUCGACCGCCUGGUCAUGGAGAACGAAGCCGGCCCCGUCAGGGUCACCGCAGCCUUCAACAACAUCACUGUCGUCGGACCCAGUAAUUAUAACAUCACGAAAAUCAGGUCUGAUCUGAAGAAGCUGCGUAUCGACAUGGGUAUCGUGCUGCCUCGCAUCGAGAUCACGGGAAAGUACGAGGUGUCGGGGCAAGUGCUGCUGUUCCCCGUCAGGUCGCAUGGAGACUUCUGGGCUUCCUUCGGCGAUGUCGUGGCCAUCGCGAAGAUCUUCGGCAAGGAGACGGAGCGGGAGAACGUCAAGUACAUGUUGGCGGACAGGCUGCUGGUGGACUUCAAACUCAGGACCUCGCGGUUCAAGGUGCGGGAUACUGUCAACCAUGGGAGUGUUAUUGGUGAAGCUAUGAACCAGUUCCUGAACAACAAUGCAGCUGAGAUCAUUGAGGAGAUGCGUCCAGCAGCGGCCGCGUCCAUCGCGAAGCACUUCCAGGCGUUCGUGAACACCGCCUUCUCCAAGAUCCCCAUCGAUGUGUGGCUCACGCGCUAGACUGUGAGUGACGUCUUAGUCAUAGGGUUCUACUUAAGAAUUAUGUUGUGAGUUCAUUAGAUGUGUCGAAUGUUUGAAAUUUUUCUGGAUUUUUUUGAGAUCACUGCAGAAGAUUUUUU